CAAAACAUGGAUGCGAGUGGUAUUCAAGAAAGACCACGAAAUCCCAGACAGAAUGCGUCAAUUCUGUCAAUUAUAACGUUUGCAUUCACCUUUCCAUUUUUCAAAAAAAGUAUCAGAAAAGACUUGGAAGAGCAUGACGUAUAUGAAAAUCUGACGAAUUUUUCCUCCAAGAAACUGGGAGAAGAGCUAUUAGCAUGUUAUCACAGAAAUCCAAAAAAUCCUUCCAUCUUUAGAACACUCUUGAGAUGUUAUGCCAAGAGAUAUUUACUUUUUGGACUGAUGCAUCUGAUCGUCAAAAUGACUUUGACGCUUGUCCAGCCAAGAGCAAUGAGCAAAUUCAUCGCUUACUUUCAAUUGGGACAAUCAAGCAUAUCGAAGACAGAAAUGUAUCUUUACGCAGUUUUGCUGAUUUUCAUCAACUUUGCUAAUGCACUGUACACCACCAACUAUACUCAAUUCGUUAUAGAAGAGGGAAUCAAGAUGAGGACAGCUCUGACAGCCAUGUUAUAUAGAAAGACUCUGAAUGUAGGAUCUGACCAAUUGUCAGAAGGGGCCAUGGGAAAAGUCGUUACUCUCAUCAGUAAAGAUGUAUUUGUUUUCGAACAGGCUGUUGUUUACAUCAAUGAAAUGUGGAUCCAUUUCAUAGAGGUCGCUGUUUUGUGUUGUUUGAUCUACGGUCGCAUAGGAUUCUCAGUAUUUUCGGGAGUGAUUUUUUUGCUCAUCAUGACUCUUUUACAAUGUUAUAUAGGGAGAAAGUCUAGUUUGAUGAGAAGAAAAUCUGCCAAGUCUACAGACGAACGUAUCCAAAUCACCACGGAAACAUUAUCUGCAAUCAAAAUAAUCAAAUUAUAUUGCUGGGAAAAAUUUUUUGGGAAGAAGAUCAAUAUUCUGAGGGAAAAGGAACUGAAACAUCUGGCUCCAAUCUACUAUUUGCAAUGUAUCGUCAUCAUUAUGAGCGGAACAGCGUCAACAAUAUCAUUUUUGCUUAUACUAAUAACCUAUAUUUGGAAUGGAAAUUUCAUGGACACGGAAACUUUGUAUUACGUUGACAACUGUUUCUUUCCGGUGAAAAUGUACUUUCUCACAGUCGUUCCCUAUUUUAUUCAUCAGUCAGCAGAUGUACACGCCGCAAUCAAGAGAAUAUCAGCAUUUCUCAGUAAGGAGGAAGUGCACUCUAGACCUUUGCUAUCAGCACAACCUGGAGUGUAUCUAAACAAUGUAACGGUACAGGUGAAUGGUACUAAAAUCCUAGAUAAAGUGUCCUUAUCCGUCGAAAAAGGACUUUAUUUGAUAACAGGGGGUGUCGGAAGUGGCAAAACGUCUCUACUGAAAACUAUUUUGGGAGACUGCUCCAUAAUAAGUGGACAGAUCAAUGUCUCUGGAAGUUACUCAUAUGCUGCAGAGGAUCCUUGGGUUUUCCCUUCGACAAUUAGACAGAAUAUCCUCUUCGGCCAAGAGUACGAAAUAAAACGGUACAACAAAGUGCUUUCCGUUUGCGAAUUGGAAGUUGAUCUGGGGAACUUUCCAGAUGGAGAUCAGACACCUGUAGGAGAAAAGGGGGUAAGCCUCAGCAAAGGGCAGCAGGCUAGAAUUAGCUUAGCGAGGGCUGUCUACAAGGACAGCGACAUCUAUCUCAUCGACGAUUGUUUGACUCAUCUAGAUCCUACCGUCAAUACGCACAUUUUCAAGAGUUGCAUCAUGGAAUUCCUCAAAUAUAAAACCGUGCUAUUUGUGACUCAUAAUAUGGAACAUAUCAAGUUGGUACGUGGCCGUAAUGUUCUUUUCAUGAAAGAUGGAAGAUCUGAGAAAGAAAUACCACCGAUAUUCCAAAAUAGCGUCCCUGCUGAUGAUUCAACAAAGCCCAUGGACGAAUUGAUUUCUAACGGGAAAGAAAUCACAGAGAAAGACGUUUACGAAGAAGGCGAUGAAAAGACUCCGCUCUUGAUUCCAAAAAUCAAUAAGAAAAACAUCUAUCAUGAAACCAAGAAAAAUGGAAAUGUGGCUUUCUCGGUGUAUCUAAGAUAUUACAGAUUUGCUGGAGGUAUUUUCAUGGUAAUUACAUUGCUGCUAGUAUUCUCUCUCGCUCAAGUUGCAGCUUCUUAUUGCGAAAAACUCCUGAGUCAGUGGGUAAAUAUGGAACCAAGUGUGACACGCUUCAUCAAAGCCAAUUUGACGGAUUCCUCAGAAUAUUCUGAAACGUUGGAAACACGCAAUAACUAUCUGAGAUUAUUCUCCAUUAUCCAAGUGGUAGCUCUUGUCCUCGUUUUCUCCAGAACGUACAUGACUUUUUUCUUCUCUCUGAGGGCGUCGAAGAACUUACACAAAUCGUUGAACAAGUCGGUGUUGAAUUCGUUUAUGACAUUUUUUGACGGCCAUUAUAUCGGAAAUAUAAUCAACAGAUUCUCCAAAGAUCUGAGCACAGUUGAUGAAGUGAUACCAAUGACGAUUUAUGAAGUAUUGAGGAGUACUCUUCAGAUGAUUGCAGUAGUUGUAAUGACAGCAAGUGUUAGUAGGAUUUUUCUGCUACCAGCAGGAUUCCUUCUGGUUGUGUUGAGCAUAUUCCAGUGGUAUUAUCUGAAGGCAGGAAGAAGCAUCAAGAGAUUAGAUUCUUCAACAAGGAGUCCCAUGAUUGGUCACCUAAAUGCCACGCUUGAUGGUAUCACUACAGUACGAGCUUUCGGAAACCAGUCAAUCCUGACGGAAGAAUUUGAUAAACAUCAGGAUCAUUUCACAUCGGCUAAUUAUUCGAUGAAUUCAAUGAUGAGAGCGUUAGGUCUAUAUGCAUCCUUGAUCAGCUCCAUAUUCCCGAUUUUUGUGAUAAUCAAAUUUGCUUUUUUCAGCAGAGGUACAAAGGCCGGAGAUGUUGGAAUGGCGAUUAACCUAGCAUUUGGAAUGGCAUCACUUAUUCAGUGGUCACUGAGAAAAUACGCUGAUCUUGAAAACAAUAUGACAGCCACAGAGAGAAUUCUUGAAUACACAGACAUAGCAAGGGAAUCUUUAGAUGGUGGAAAUAUUAAAGAAAACUGGCCGAGCGAAGGUUCAAUUGAGUAUCGGGACCUGUCACUCACCUACAGCCUAACGAAUCAACAUGUCUUGAAGUCUAUGAGUUUCGUUGUCCAGCCCAAAGAGAGAAUUGGCAUUGUUGGUAGAACGGGGGCGGGAAAGUCUUCAAUUAUUUCAAGUUUAUUCAGACUGUAUCAGACAGAGGGCAGUAUUGUUGUAGAUGGUGUGGAUAUCAAAACACUGUCUUUGGAGUUCUUGAGGUCAAACAUUUCUAUAAUACCACAGGAUCCAAUUUUAUUCUCAGGUGUCCUGCGUUCAAACAUAGAUCCUGCUGAAGAAUAUUCCGACGAGUCCAUCUGGAAAGCUCUGAACGCAGUGGGUGCCACUCACUUCGUCAAAAAUUUGGGUGAGAGAAUCACAGAGAACGGUCUCAACUACAGUUUUGGUCAAAAGCAGCUCAUAUGUCUAGCGAGAGCCCUGAUCAGGAAAAAUAAAAUCAUCGUUUUAGAUGAAGCGACCGCCAGUGUGGAUUCAGAGACGUGUCGAAAUGUUCAAGCCGCGAUCAGGAGAGAAUUUGCUGACUGCACCAUUUUGAGUAUUGCCCACAGGUUGAAUACCGUUAUGGAUUCAGAUCGGAUCAUGGUUGUAGAUGAAGGAAUGGUGAUAGAAUUCGAUUCGCCAGAUGUUUUGUUGGAGAAUGAAAAUGGUGUUUUUCAUAGUAUGGUAAAAGAGGCAGGACUUCUGGAAAACUAAGGAAACUACGAUUUGAAGUACAUCAUUAUUUCAUACUGCUACUGUCGAUUAAAUUUUCUGUUUUUCCA
Molecule: messenger RNA, 3824 nt
Organism: Leptinotarsa decemlineata (Colorado potato beetle)
Lineage: Eukaryota; Metazoa; Arthropoda; Insecta; Coleoptera; Chrysomelidae
Product: probable multidrug resistance-associated protein lethal(2)03659
Biological process (GO): transmembrane transport
Cellular component (GO): membrane
Molecular function (GO): ATP binding; ABC-type transporter activity; ATP hydrolysis activity
Source: RefSeq, a predicted model, not a curated record